UGUGUGUUUUCCCCCUUCCUCUCCCCUCUUUUGUCCCCUCUCUCGUGUGUGGGUGCGUGCGUGCGUUUUUUGGUGGCUCCCCUCAAUGUGGACGACUCCCGCGGAUUUGUCCUUCCUUUGUAACCGGGAAAUGAAAUAAUGGCGACCCGUUGGGCAACGGGACCACCCGGGGGAGAUGGAGACGCCCGCCCGCCCGAAGGCACCGCGAGCUGCGGCCAGGCAUCAAAAAAUAAAGAUGGACAGGAACAAAAUGAAGCUGUUUCCCUUUCAGAGGAUGAAGAAAUGGUCUCUUGGUCUGGCCUCAAAACAGUAGUUUUACGAAGAUCGAAACAUGGUUUUGGCUUCACCUUAAGACAUUUCAUUGUUUACCCCCCAGAGUCUGCUGUUCAAUCUUCCUUAAAGGAUGAAGAGAAUGGAAAUGACAGUGGGAAGCCACGAAACAGAUUGGAGCCUAUGGAUACCAUCUUUGUUAAACAAGUUAAGGAAGGUUUGCCUGCUUUUGAAGCUGGAUUAUGCACAGGUGACCGAAUAAUAAAAGUGAACGGAGAAAGUGUUAUAGGGAAGACGUAUUCCCAAGUAAUUGCUUUAAUACAGAACAGUGACAAUGUAUUGGAACUUAGUGUUAUGCCAAAAGACGAGGACAUCCUUCAGCUGCUGCAGUUUUCAAAGGAUGUCACAGCCCUGGCAUAUUCCCAUGAUGCCUACCUGAGAGGUAAUGAAGCCUACAGUGGUAAUGCCCACGAUAUACCUGAACCACCACCAAUAUGUUAUCCCCGCCUAAAGUCCCCAGCUUCUGUCAUGGCACAACCUCUAGAGAAAGCACCUUCUGACUCUUCACUGGGAAAGCAGCAAACUAGUAGACCUGUUCGAACAUCAGCACAACCAGAUAAGGCCUACAGAAUGGAAAUACAAGUGCCUCCAUCCCCAACAGAUAUUGCAAAAUCCAACACAGCUGUCUGUGUUUGCAAUGAGACUGUAAGAACUGUUGUUGUGCCUUCUGAGAAGGCUGUAGACUUGCCAUCCUGUAGAACAAAUCAUACUGGUCCAACACACCGAACGGAAGAAGUCAGAUACAGUUUAAAGGAACAAACCAGUCUAAAAACAAAAACACGAACCACAUCACCGCCCGCUUCAGUGUCUGCUGCCAUUGUACUUCCCCAGACUCCACUUACAAGGCCAUUAGAUCCUGCUGGACUGGCUAGCAAAUCUGGAAGCUGUGGAGGGCAUCCAGAAGGAAUCUCAAAUUCUAGAACUUCUGCUCAAACAGCAGGUAUUCCACCUGUCACUACUAAUCACUAUACUUCUCCAAAUGCCCACCGACACAUAGACUGGAAAAACUACAAAACCUACAAAGAAUACAUUGAUAACAGACGUUUGCACAUGUAUGGCUGCAGAACCAUACAGGAAAGGUUAGAUAGUUUAAGGGCAGCAUCUCAAAACACAAUAGAUUAUAAUCAAGUGGUACCAAAUCGCACUUGUCCACAGGUACGACGGAGGAGCGCCUCUCAUGAUAGGAUUCUGCAAUCUGUUCAAAUCCGACAAAGGAGCAUGUCCCAGGAAAGACUCGAGGAUCCUGUACUAAUGAAAGAUUGGCCAAGGAGUGUCUCGCAGGAUGCUCUAAUCUCACCAAAUGUCAGUUCCCGUGAUAAUCGGACACGGUCCUGGGACUUAAUAGACAAGCAGGGUGAAACAUUAGAAAACUUCCACACAGAGAAUCUGGUUGUAGAUUUAAGCAGAGAAAGAAAUAAGAGUUACAAAUGGCCUGGAUUUACCAAACCAGAUGAUCGCCGAGGUAUUUAUGAGAGAUCUCGGCCUCAUGCAUUUCACAUGUCUCUUCCUGGUUCACCUUUGGUUCCAGGUGCUUGUAGUCCAGACAGUAGGAGAAUGGGCAGUAGAUCCACACCACCUGCCUCCCAGUUCCAGAAGGUCUCACCAGAUGUAAAACCACUGCAGCAUCUCAGAGACUUUUCAGUAGCUGUUGGGGCUUCAAAGUCUGCAAGCAUUUUUCAGGAAAGAUCACCUCAUGUAACAGCUAGAAGCACAAGAAGCAGCUCUUUGAAGACUUCUGUACCCUAUGCAGCAAAACCAUCGCUUCCCCUUAAUCAGAGUCGAGAUGAUGUUACUACCAAAGACCAAAGAGAAGUAAAUCAUAUACAUCCCAGUGGUUUGUUAGAUGAGCAGUCAGGAAUACAACUGGAAAGUAUACCAGACCAUAAAACAGAACUAGGCAUGAGCACCCUAUCCCCUACUUCUUGUAUAGCUGCGGCCAAAUUUGUCCCUCAGAUUAGUGAGCACUUAACUACCUCUGUUAACUUAGAUGUCUCUGUCGGAGAGAAGGUUGAAGAUGAAAGUGUGAAAGAGGCUAGGAUGCAGGCAACAGAUGACGUAGUUGAUGAUGCAGAAGCAGUUACCUUGCGAGAAAAGUCUCCUUCUGGCCAUCAAACACCACAGCCUUUGCGGCAUCAGUCCUACAUUUUAGCUGUAAAUGAUCAAGAGCCUGUCCCUGACACUAUUUGUUGGUUGCCCAAUGAUGCACGUCGAGAGGUCAAUAUAAAAAUAAUAGAAGAAAGGAAAGGCUUUGGCUCCAGUCCGCCUGGUGACUCCCUGGCAUCAAUCCCAUUUAUAGAUGAACCAACUAGCCCUAGCAUUGACCACGAGGUUGCCCACAUCCCAGCCUCUGCUGUUAUUUCAGCAUCUUCCUCACGAGCACCCACCAUCACAACUGUCCCUCCUAGCCCCACUUCUCUUGUCCCUUUAAUUCGACGUCAGCUGUCACAUGACCAUGAAUGCUUGAGAACCGACAUUCAGGACGACCAGCUCAUAACGAAAAAUGAGAGGUCUAAAUCUUAUGACGAAGGACUGGAUGAUUACAGAGAAGGAAAAGUGUCUCUAAAGCAUGUAGCUAACUUCAAGGGAAUCAAGGCCCCAGACAGCCAAACGUCUUCAGAAAACUCAGGGUCCAGAACAGCUUCUUCUUCAGAGGUCUUUGGCGAUGUCACCAAGGAAGGAUGCCUCUAUUUUCGACAGCUAGUCACAGACAAGGGAAAGAGAGUUGGAGGGAGUAUCCGGCCAUGGAAACAGAUGCAUGUCGUUCUUAAAGGCUGUUCCCUCUACUUGUACAAGGAUAAAAAAGAGCAAACGGUUCCAUCUGAGGACGAACUGCCAAUCAGUAUCAAUGCUUGCUUAAUAGACAUUUCAUACAGCGAAACAAAGAGGAAAAAUGUAUUUCGGCUUACCACCUCAGACUGCGAAUACCUGUUUCAGGCAGAAGACAGAGAUGACAUGUUGGCAUGGAUUAAGGCUAUACAAGAGAGCAGCAAUUUAAAUGAGGAGAACACCGGUGUGACCAGCAGGGACCUAAUCAGCCGAAGGAUUAAAGAGUACAGCACAAUGAUGAAUGCUUCUAGCGGCAAAACAGAGCCAUCCCCCAAAACACCUCGUCAGAGCUUAAGCAUCAAGCAGACAUUCCUUGGCGCUAAAACUGAGCAAAAGACCCAAAGCCCACAUUCUCCAAAGGAGGAAUCUGAAAGGAAGUUUGUUGCUAAAGAAAAAGACGAGACGAGCCCACCAAAAGACAAAGGUACAUGGAGAAAAAACAUUCCCAAUAUUAUGAGAAAAACUUUUGAGAAGAAGCCAUCUGUAGCUGGGACCUUUGGAGUCAGACUGGAUGACUGUCCUCCGGCUCAAAGCAAUAAGUAUAUUCCUCUUAUUGUUGAUGUAUGCUGCAAGCUUGUUGAAGAAAGAGGUCUUGAGUAUACAGGUAUUUACAGGGUUCCUGGAAAUAAUGCUGCUAUCUCAAGCUGCUGUGGUUGUGAGUAGACUAACAAGAAUUUUCUCUCUCUCAAUUCUUAGAAAUGGCGAGACUUGAAUGUCAUAAGUAGUUUACUGAAAUCAUUCUUUAGGAAGCUUCCGGAGCCACUCUUCACUAAUGACAAAUAUGCAGAUUUCAUAGAUGCAAACAGAAAAGAAGAUCCUGUGGAACGACUGAAAACACUAAAAAGGCUGAUCUGUGAUUUACCGGAACACCAUUAUGAAACACUCAAAUUUCUGUCUGCACAUCUAAAGACUGUAGCAGAAAAUUCAGAGAAGAACAAGAUGGAACCAAGGAACCUGGCAAUCGUAUUUGGUCCAACUCUUGUGAGAACAUCCGAAGAUAACAUGACGCACAUGGUUACCCAUAUGCCUGAUCAAUACAAAAUCGUAGAAACGCUUAUCCAAAAACAUGACUGGUUUUUCGCAGAAGACGAUGAAGAACCUCUUACAGCAGUUCAGGAGGAAAACACUGUAGAAUCUCAGCCAGUGCCAAACAUAGAUCAUUUACUCACCAACAUUGGAAGGACGGGAGUAUCUCCUGGAGACGUAUCAGAUUCAACUACUAGUGACUCUACCAAAUCUAAGGGUUCUUGGGGAACUGGAAAGGAUCAAUAUAGCAGGGAACUGCUUAAGUCCUCCAUCUUUGUAUCAGCUAGUCGCAAGCGGAAAAAAACAAAAGAGAAACCGCAUCCUAGCAGCUCUGAAGAUGAGUUUGAUAAUGUCUUUCUCAAGAAGGAGCCUGCGGAACACUGUCACGGUGGCUCAGCUAAAGAGGAUGCGCCUAGAGAUGAGGUAGAGAAGAAGGCGGGUGGGAGAAAGCAGACAGCAGCAGUUCUAAAAGAGAACAGUGUUAGAAAAUCUUCUGCACCAAGCAAAGAGGAAAACGUGUUGCCAAGGAAAGAGAGGGCACUAUCAGAUGAUCCCUCAUCAGUUUACCACCAAAAAUCUAUGAGAUCUCCAAAUCUCAGCUUUCGGCUGAGUACACCUAAAGAUUGCACAAAACUGCCAGUCUUGCAGGCCUCUACUCCAAUGGAAGACACAGCCUCAGACUUAGGUACUAGGCUCAGCAGUUCUGCCCAGGGCUCUCUGCAGAGAUUCACCGGUAAGAAACUGGCCUACUCUGAAAGUAAAUGCAGUGAGGUCUUGAGAGCGGAUGCCAGCUCCAUCACUUCAGACUACUCAACAGUCUCAUCAACUACCUACCUAACUGGCCUGGAUUCCACUAUGCUGAUCUCUGAGAUGCAGUCAGUGAUGGAGAGCAAAGGAGAGGAGGCUGAUGAUGAGAGAAGUGAACUGAUUAGUGAAGGUCACCCCGUGGAAACGGACAGCGAGAGUGACUUCUCUGUUUUUGCCACCAGUUCAGCUGUGGAGAGGCUGUUCAGGGGGAAAAUGCCAGGCAUGGUGAAAGGCAGCCGGAGGAACUCUGAAGAAAGCGAAGUAAGUUGCACCGAAGGAAGCUUGACACCAAAGUUGGACAGCCGCAGACUGUUCAGUUCACACAAACUGAUUGAAUGUGAUACACUUUCUAGGAAAAAGUCAGCCAGACACAAGACUGACAGUGAAGGCUGUGGAUAUGCCAAGGGUGAGAAGGAACUGUCAUCAGUGACCAAAAUGUUUGACAUGAAGAAAGGAAAGUCAACCAGCAGCUUAGCAACCUCGCCCAGAAGUGAGCCCGAAAAGCAGGAACCUACGUGGAGACUGAAGAUUACUGACAGGCUCAAACUAAGGCUCAAGGCCUCUGCAGAUGAUAUGUUUGGGGUGGGCAGUCAGAAAUCAAACUCUGCAGAGACUGCCAAGAGAAAGAACAUCAGGCGAAGGCAUACAUUAGGAGGCCAGAGAGAUUUUGCUGAAAUCAGUGUUUUGAAUGCAUGGAAAGUACAAGAGAAAAAUCCAAACAGGGAGGAAGACUCUUCAGCAGUGAACCGGCUGAAGCCCAAAUGUCCAGCACAGGACCUCUCAAUUUCAGACUGGCUUGCACGAGAACGUUUACGCACGAGCACAACUGACCUUAAUACGGGUGAAAGUGGAAAACCCCAGCUGGAGAACACUAGCUUAGCAGAUUUAUCAAAAAUAGAGCUCUCUUUGCCUGCAGAGAAGCAUGCAGAGGACAGCAGUAGUUCUGGUAGUUCGGCUCUGGGUCCUAGAGCCUCAGUGUCGGGACCACCUCAGUCUGCACUAGAUCACAUCAAUGGAGAAGGCUACCAGAAUGUGAACAAGGGUAGCUUCAGUCCAGUAGUUGAUGCCCAUCCUCAUAAAUUAUCUGUGACCCAAGCAAUUAGAUCUCGGUUUCACCAGUGUAUUUGAAAUGGAGCAGUAAAUGUCCACUUCAGCAAUUCAAUAGUGGCCUCACUGUUAAUGU
Molecule: messenger RNA, 6172 nt
Organism: Gekko japonicus
Lineage: Eukaryota; Metazoa; Chordata; Lepidosauria; Squamata; Gekkonidae
Gene: ARHGAP21
Product: Rho GTPase activating protein 21
Biological process (GO): signal transduction; Golgi localization
Molecular function (GO): protein binding
Source: RefSeq, a predicted model, not a curated record